AUGGUGAGGGUCGAGGGAAAUCAUGGACCAACAGAGCCCCUGCACAUCAUCGUUCAAUGUGAGGACAUCGAGAGCCUUGUCGAGGAGAAGAUGAGAAAUGCCAUCGAGAAGAUCAACGUUUUGUUGCAUCCCCCUCCCGAGGGUAAGGAUGAACUGAAGCGAAAGCAACUUGUUGAACUUUCGAUCAUCAAUGGAACUUAUCGUCCAACUGCAGCAACGAAAAAUGCUUUGCAAACUCCACGUCCUCAUGUUUUGCCAUCUGGUGGAAUCAUCUCGCCUCAAGCCUUAGCCUUCACUCCACGCGAUAAGCCAACUAAGAUGUCUAUGGAGAAAAAGAAAGUCAACGACAUUCUUCACCAGAAUCAACUGAUGUCGAUGAUGGCGCUCUUUCAACCAACAACCACUCGUCAGGAGUCGGAAUGUGAUGCUCAGACAAUUGCUGGAUUUGCAAUCCCCUCUCUCACCGGUGGAUUAUGCAAGCCCACUCAUUGCAGCUAUGUCGUCGACUCGCGCAUCACCUCCAAUUCCACAGGG
This is a messenger RNA of Mesorhabditis belari, 534 nucleotides long. NCBI's taxonomy places the organism in Eukaryota, Metazoa, Nematoda, Chromadorea, Rhabditida, Rhabditidae. The record is from the annotation of a GenBank genome assembly.